AUGACUGCUUGUGGUGGCGGUGUUGUUGCCAUCGCAGCUAUUUGUGGUGGUGUGGAGGUGGCAUCACAACUAUUUUAUGGUGGUAGUGGAAGCGGCAUCACAGCUAUUUGUGGUGGUGGUUUAGGCGGCAUCAUCACAAUUUGUGGUGUUGGGGGAGGCGGCAUCACAACUAUUUCUGGUGGUCGAAGUGGUGACAUCACAACUUUGUGGCGGCACCACCACUUUGUGGUGUUGGGGGAGGCGGCAUCACAACUUUGUAGUGGUGGAAUUGGUGGCAUCACAACUAUUUGUGGUGGUGGAGGUUGUGGCAUCACCACUAUUUGUGGUGGUGAUGGUGGCCUCACAACUGCUGGUACCAUCUGCUGUUGA
Corticium candelabrum is the source of this 369-nucleotide messenger RNA. RefSeq names its product loricrin-like. The record is from RefSeq and is a predicted model, not a curated record. Bases 1 to 369 code for a protein of 122 amino acids. NCBI's taxonomy places the organism in Eukaryota, Metazoa, Porifera, Homoscleromorpha, Homosclerophorida, Plakinidae. The transcript has 3 exons.